Molecule: messenger RNA, 1956 nt
Organism: Beauveria bassiana ARSEF 2860
Lineage: Eukaryota; Fungi; Ascomycota; Sordariomycetes; Hypocreales; Cordycipitaceae
Product: LisH protein
Exons: 6
Coding region: 1-1956 (651 amino acids)
Biological process (GO): regulation of transcription by RNA polymerase II
Cellular component (GO): Set3 complex
Molecular function (GO): protein binding; transcription corepressor activity
Source: RefSeq, a predicted model, not a curated record
AUGGUCACUAAGGAGUUUCUCGACUCGGACAGAGUCAACUUUCUCGUUUGGAGGUACCUUUUGGAAGGCAAUUACCGUGAAACUGCCGCCAAGUUCCAGAAAGAAUGGCAUGUUCGCGAACCUCACCGCGACUUGGAGUUUGCGCCCCACGUCAAAGGCCACGCUCUGGUCUCCGUCGUCAAUCGCGGCCUACUCUACAAUGCCCUUGAGCGCGAACAAGCACGAAAAGGCUUGCCCAUCGGCGCCACCACAGAAUCUGAGCCCGAGGCUAUCAAGAAUGGCAUUUUUGGGCCCUUAGAAUCACCACUAAGAGCCAAGAAGGAGUACGACCAAGAGACCACGGCCGUCGCCAUAGAGGCCGCCCGCAAGCGCUCCCUCCCAAAUAUCGCAAACGCCAAUGGCUCAUCGCCAAAACGCGCCCGUCUCACCAAUGGCUACGAAAAUGGCACACCACCUGCUCCCGGAGACGCCACCCCCAUGGACGUCGACCAGUCGGACAACCACGCCUACCCCUCGCCUCUUGAGGGCGAGCAGGUGCCCCAACCCGUCUCCCGCACCGAUGGCCCCGAGCAGGGCACCCAGGUGGAAAAGGUCGAGGAGCUCACCCCAAACACCACCUUUAUUCGCCUUGCCGACGACGUCGCCCAACCCGAGGACACCACAGCUACUGCUUCAGCCUCUGCCUCUCCCGUCACCACCGAGAAUGCACCCAUUCUCCUGCAGUGCGAGUGGAACCCCAAAGACCCAUCCGCAUUGGCAGCUACUGGCACCGAUGCGCUAGCCCGUGUCUGGACAGUCUCGCGUACCACUAAUACCCCAGGACACUCCCAAGAUCACGUGUCCCAUGCUCACAACCUCAUCAGCCCCGAUACCCCCAGGACAACCACCGUCACUGCCCUCGCCUGGACCUCGGACGGCUCUGCCAUUGCCGUCGCUGCUGACCUCGGCUCCCAAGCCGCCGUCAACAUCUGGUCCGCCCAGGGCAUCCAUGUUCAGUCCAUGGAGGUCCCCGAGCCUCCCGUCGUCAAGCUGUUAUGGAACCCAUCCAACACGGGCCUGCUCGCCAUUUCACCAGAAAAGGGCGGCGCCGUCGUUACCGUCUACUCAUCGCUAACAUGCACUUCGCUGUCGCAUCAUCUCCCCAAUCAGGACAUUGGCGCCACGCCCCUCGACGCCACGUGGAUUGGCGACUCAGACUUUCUGCUUUGCGGCGGCGACCUGCUCGUCUGCCUGCACUGCACAGAGUCUUCGAUUGUUCAAGUGCGCAAGUUUGAAACCAAAGAUGAUGACAGCUUUUCCCAAGUAUUGUUCGACUGGCGAUCCAGGUUGGCUGCCACAUCCAGCGACAAGGGAGUACUCGAUCUCUGGGAUGAAUCCGGUCAAAGAAGAUCCAUAUCCGCACACCAAGGCGCCAUCACUACGAUGGAGUGGCAGCCUCUCCCGGCCUCACACCCGGUAUCCGAAGACGAACGUCUCAUUGCCACUGGCGGCGACGACUGCGCUAUUUUAAUAUGGAAUGCCCGCAAGCCCGAAAGCAAAGCCAAGUGCUUCCUUACCAUGGACUCACCCAUUGUGCGCUUAGCAUUCACGCCUGACGGUGCCUUCAUUGCCGGCGCCACCUCGAGCCAGGUUCUCAUCUGGAAGGUGGGUAACACCACCAUGCCCCGGGCGUGCUGGAACAGGCCGCCGCAUCCUGGCUGGCUCAGUCCCAAGGAGACUGACGAGGAGGAUGAGCACUGCCUGUGCUGGGACAUGACGGGUCAAAAGCUGGCCUAUGGGUCGAAUAGCCGGAGCUACCAUGGGUCACGCUCUACCCACAGUCAAGAUGUUACUCCGCUCCAACAUGAUGUUUCUACUUGCGCACAGGAGACUUUUGAUCCCCACGGAAAUCGCUUUUCUUUCGUUGUGUUAGUCAGCACGACAAAAACGGUGUCUGGGAAAUACUUUACUACAUGA